Messenger RNA from Pedinophyceae sp. YPF-701, 1989 nucleotides. Lineage: Eukaryota; Viridiplantae; Chlorophyta; Pedinophyceae. The record is from the annotation of a GenBank genome assembly.
AUGUACGGCACCCCCGACGCCCACGGGCAGCUGCGCGACAUCUACCUGAACGAGGCCGCGCAGGCGCUCGGGACGGCGCGGCGGCGCCUGUACGACAUCAUCAACGUGCUCAGCGCCGUCGAGGUCGUCGCGCGCACGGGCAAGCUCACGUACGUCUGGCGCGGCACCGCGCACCUCCCGCAGCUGAUGCAGAGCCUCGUGCACGAGGAGCUCCACGGCAUGCCCGCCGUGCGCCCGACGAAGCAGGAGCCGUACGACCCGUACCUGCUCCUCCCGUCGCCCGCGGAGUCCAAGCACCCCUCCCCGUGCUCCCUCUGGACGCUCGCGCGCAAGUUCGUGCGCCUCCUCCUGGCGCGCGGCGCCCAGCAGCCGCUGCUCCUCAGCGAGGCCGCGGGGCUGCUCUCCGGCGACGGCGCGGUCGGGCGGCGCGCGGCCAAGUCGCAGCAGAUCAUCACGGUCGAGCGCCGGCUGUACGACGUGUGCUCGAUCCUCUGUACCAUGGGCCUCGUGGAGAAGGUUCAGCUGGGGCGCAGGCAGCCGGCCUACCGCUGGAGCUUCGUGCCGCAAGGCGGGGCGCAGCCGGCGCCCCGCGGGGCCGCGCCGAGCGGGGCCGUGCCGAGCGCGAACACGGGCAGCUGCCAGUUCACGGCGGACGGCGCGCGCGUGGGCGGCGGCGGCAACGGGGCGCAGCAGCAGGCCAUGAUGGCCACGCUGAUGAGCGACCCGCUGCUGGCGUCGCUGAACCCCGCGGCGCUGCAGGCGAUGGUGGACGUGAUGAUGAGCCACGGGAACAACGCGGGGACCAACAGCAACGGCACGAACACCCACAGCGGGCCCCCCGGUCACGCGCACGUGGCCGCGCCGCCGCGCCCCGCGCCGCCGGCGCCGCCGCUGCCGUCGGAGUUCCAGGCGGUCGAGACGCUCCUGCAGCAGGUCAUCGGCCUCGUCCCGCCCGCCGGCCCCGCGCCGUCGGGCCUGUCGUCGGGCCCCAACGGAGCCCCCUCGUCAGCGCCCACGGGCAGCACCGGCGGGCUCCCGCAGGCGCCCGAGCUCCUGCAGCAGCUCAUCGCGGUGCUCGAGGCGCUCGCCGCACCGCCGCGGUCCACGGGCCCGGACCCGAGCCUGGCGCUGGUGCAGGCGCUCAUCGCCCUGGGGUCCUCCUCGGGAAUACCCCCCCCCUCGUCGCCGGACGAGAUGGCCGCGCUGUUCGGGACGCUCCCGGUCCUGCUCCAGACGCUCCAGUCGCUCGGGGACGGCAACAGCGCCGGGAACAACGGCGCCGCGACGCCGAUGCCGGCGCAGUCGCAGCAACAGCAGAGCAGCGGCGGGCUGUCGCACAGCAUGGGGCAGAUGCCGCUCCCCGCCUGGGCGCAGCGCCCGCCGGCGUCGCUCCCGCCCCCGAGCUCCAUCUCGAACCCCUCGGUCUCGGGCCAGAAGCGCAACUCGCAGAGCUACGGCGGCAGCGGCAACCCGCUGGCGUCGAGCCCGCCGGCGCCGCAGCCCGCGCAGCUCGCGCACUUCGCGCACCUCGCGCAGCAGGCGCAGCACCGGGGCGGACACCCCACGCAGCAGGCGCAGCACCACCCGCACGCGCAUGCCUACCACCCGCACCCCCCGCAGCCGCCCAAGCCGCAGGGCGCGCACGGGGGCGCGAACGACUUCAUGCAGGCCGCGGUGCAGCUCCUCGCGUCGCAGCUGCCGCCCGGGACGGACCCCGCCGCGCUCCUCGCGGCGAUGGGCCUCCCCGGCAUGACGUCGCCCGCCAGCAGCGCGCCCUCGGCGCACCGGUCGGGCCAGGCGACGCCCGCGAUGGGCCCGCCCGCCAGCAGCGGCCCGCCGCCCGCGAGCGCGCCGCCGCCGCCCCCCGCGCACGCCCCCGCGCAGCACACACACGCGCACCGGCCCGAGGACGACGCAAACGUGACGGCCCUCAUGCAGGCCAUGCUGGGCGUGUUCGGCAGCUUCGCCCCGGCGCCCCGGCCGCAGUGA